AUGGAUUCUAAAUAUGCAAAACGGAUGAGCUUCAUUUUUGCAUUUGGUGAGUCUGUUGGAUACGUGUUUUUUAUUAUCUCGGAUUUUAUCCUCAUUACGAGUGGCCUAAAAGCAGAAAGGAAGCUUUUGACUGAAGAGGAGGAGUCUAAGGAAACAGAAGGCGAAAUCAAGAAAAUUAGAAUGGAUAGAAUUAUGAGAUUGAUGGCUGUGGCAGCUAAUAUAGCUGACCUUAUAAUUGCCUUGGCUGAAAUUGAGCCGAAUACAUUCCGCAACCAUACUCUUACUUUAGGCAUAUUUAGUGGCUUAGUUUCUGCAUGGGCUGGUUGA
Messenger RNA from Nicotiana tabacum (common tobacco), 327 nucleotides. Lineage: Eukaryota; Viridiplantae; Streptophyta; Magnoliopsida; Solanales; Solanaceae. The record is from RefSeq and is a predicted model, not a curated record.